Messenger RNA from Exaiptasia diaphana, 1646 nucleotides. RefSeq names its product malonyl-CoA-acyl carrier protein transacylase, mitochondrial. The record is from RefSeq and is a predicted model, not a curated record. The transcript has 5 exons. Lineage: Eukaryota; Metazoa; Cnidaria; Anthozoa; Actiniaria; Aiptasiidae. The coding region runs from base 61 to 1092 and encodes 343 amino acids. Gene Ontology annotation, molecular function: transferase activity.
GCAGAAAGGUUUCUUGCAUUUUUUCCUUGAUAUCUCUCCAUUAUUGAUACGCUGAGUUUCAUGUUUUAUUAUAGAAAGUUUGCGCAAUCACCAUGGUUGAUGAAGAGAAAUGUAAGACGAAAAUCUAGCGUGACAGGAGAUGGCAUUUCUCGGGUGUUUCUCUUUCCUGGACAGGGAUCCCAAUUUGUAGGAAUGUGCGAGCGUUUUCAUAAGGAACCUUGGCUGCUGUCUCUGUUUGAUAAAGUCAGUUCAUGUGUAGGUUUUGACCUUCUAAAGAUGUGUCUUAAUGGACCAGAUGAGGAACUUCAGAAAACUGAGAAUUGUCAACUGGCAGUAGUUACWGCCUCCUUGGCAGCCGUUCAGUGGUGUCGUUACCAUGGGUACUUGGAGCAGCCUGGAAAUAAACUAAGUGACUCUAACGUUUGUGCUACAGCUGGUUUUAGUGUUGGCGAGUUUGCUGCCUUGGUUUUUGCCGAAGCAUUCUCAUUGGAUGAUGCUAUCAAAGUUAUCCAUUGCCGAGCCAAGGCUAUGCAAGAAGCAUCAGAGAAAACCCCUAGUGGAAUGGUGACAGUAAAAGGCUUAAAUGAAAAUGAAAUUCAAGAGCUUUGUACAAUAGCUAGUAAUGCUGUCCAAUCAAAAGACAGUGUAGUUAUAGCCAAUCAUCUUUAUACAAGAGGUCAUGUGAUUGCUGGGCCAAUGGACGCUGUAGAGUAUGUGUUACAGUUUGGCAAAUCAAAGCAUGGAGCAAGAGAUGUCUUCCAGCUUCCAGUAAGUGGUGCCUUUCACACUGCUUUGAUGUCCAGUGCUCAGCCUAUUGUCAAAGAAGCACUCGAUGCUAUUAGUGUCUGUCUUCCAGAGAUUCCUGUCUAUUCUAAUGUUACUGGAAAACCUUAUGAAUCAGUAGAAAUGAUUAAAACAUUAUUGGUAGACCAAAUAGUCCAGCCUGUACAGUGGCAAUCUCUUAUACAAAAUGUUAUCAAGGACUGGAAUCCAGACAUGUUUUAUGAAGUAGGACCAGGCAGACAAUUGACAGCUAUGUUGUACCAAAUUGAUACUAAAUAUAGACGACGCUGCAAGAAUAUCCAAGUAUAACAAGUGCUUUGGUCACCUAAAUAUACAAAACAGAUAUCAUAAUACCAUGGCCUGGUUUGUUUCGGUAUCUAUUUUUGUGAAAACGGUAAAUAUAGAGCCAUCAAACAUCUCACUACUUCCUUUCACCGAGAGGCAAUUACAGAAACUUGAAACUGUAUGUUAUUCGUAAUCAAUACCUCCCUUGGACAACCUGUCCCACGGACCUUUGAUUAUAGAGUUUUGAUACCAAGAAGAAGGUUUUUCAUUCUUUUUAUUACUUUUGAUAAUUGAAAAUUAAUAUUUAUGUGCCCAAUUUUCUUCUGUCUGGAGUUUCACCUCAAUGGUUUCAUAACACCAGAACAGUAUUUAUAAAUUCCAGACAAACACAAAAGCUUAAAAUAAUUAUUAUUGAUGUAUUUAUGAACUUUAAGCUCAACAAGACAAGUGGCCUCCUAGUCUAGUUCAAACUAGGUUAUAAUCAUCACAUUUCAAUUCAGACCGACGAAAACAUGUAAAGAUACUGUGAAAAUGUUGACAAACCUUUUUGGCCUUUAUUAAAAGCUAUUUUGAAUUCA